AGAAGCGGGCCUUCGCCGUAGUAGGUUUCGGGAAAUUCGCGUGCUGGAGACGGGGUGCGCCGUCACCGCGCUUUCUGCUUCGGGUUACGCCAUCAUUCAUCCAGGGUCAUUCGGUUCACCGGGGUAACGGAGAUGAUGGCCACAUCACGGGCGCGCGUGCCUCCGUGCUCCUCAUGACCGACCGGCGGCGGCGGCAGCAGCAGCAGCAGCAGCGUGCGGGUUUGGGUUUGUCUCACACCGGGCUGGCGUGGAUCCGAUCCCACCGUCUGGCGGAGCGUCUGCCAGGCUGAGUCACCACUGGAGUGUCUGAAGGGUCGCGAGAGAGAAAGUGAAGGAGGAGGCUGAGACGUUACAUCACAACGUGGCAGAGAAAGUGAGAGGAAGAGUGUGAGAGAACAGGAGAGCAGAGCGAGACGGCCGUAAGGGAGAGCGAGAGAGGAAGUCGAGCACUGGACUGACCCUUGAACUCUGACCUCGGAGCCAACAUGAACGACCAGAACGUAGUGAAAGAGGGAUGGGUGCAGAAGAGAGGUGAAUACAUUAAGAACUGGAGACCGCGGUACUUCCUGUUAAAGACGGAUGGGUCGUUUAUUGGAUAUAAAGAGAAGCCGCAAGAUGCAGAUCUGGCUUAUCCACUCAACAACUUCUCUGUGGCCAAGUGUCAGCUGAUGAAGACGGAGAGACCGAAGCCCAACACCUUCAUCAUCAGGUGUCUGCAGUGGACCACUGUUAUCGAGCGCACGUUUCACGUGGACACGCCUGACGAGAGGGAUGAGUGGGUCGAGGCCAUUCAGAUGGUGGCAGACAAGCUGGCCAAACAGGAAGAGGAAGGAAUCCUGUGUAGCCCCAUCUCUCAGAUCGAAAACGUCAACGAGGAAGAGAUGGACACGUCAACCAGUCAUCACAAACGAAAGACAAUGAAUGACUUUGACUAUCUGAAGCUGCUGGGAAAAGGCACAUUUGGGAAGGUGAUUCUGGUGCGAGAGAAAGCCAGCGGCACAUAUUAUGCAAUGAAGAUCCUGAGAAAGGAGGUUAUUGUUGCCAAGGAUGAAGUUGCUCACACACUCACCGAGAGCAGAGUUCUGAAGAACACUAGGCAUCCGUUUCUAACUUCACUGAAGUACUCAUUUCAGACGAAGGAUCGUUUAUGUUUUGUUAUGGAGUAUGUGAAUGGAGGAGAGCUGUUUUUUCAUUUGUCGAGAGAGCGUGUAUUUUCGGAGGAUAGAACCCGUUUCUACGGCGCUGAGAUCGUUUCUGCGUUGGAUUACUUGCACUCUGCAAAGAUUGUUUACCGUGACCUGAAGCUGGAAAACCUGAUGUUGGAUAAGGACGGUCACAUAAAGAUCACUGAUUUCGGCCUGUGUAAGGAGGGCAUCACAGACACGGCCACCAUGAAAACGUUCUGCGGGACCCCGGAGUAUCUGGCCCCUGAGGUAUUGGAGGACAAUGAUUACGGGAGAGCGGUGGACUGGUGGGGUCUGGGAGUCGUUAUGUAUGAGAUGAUGUGUGGACGCCUUCCCUUUUAUAAUCAGGACCAUGAGAAGCUGUUUGAACUGAUUCUGAUGGAGGAGAUCAAGUUUCCCAGAACCCUCUCUGCAGACGCCAAGUCUUUACUGUCUGGAUUACUCAUCAAAGACCCCAAUAAGAGGCUCGGAGGAGGCCCGGAUGAUGCAAAGGAAAUCAUGAGGCACAGUUUCUUCACUAUGCUGCACUGGCAGGACGUCUAUGACAAAAAGCUGGUACCGCCGUUCAUGCCGCAGGUCUCGUCUGAGACGGACACCAGGUAUUUCGACGAGGAGUUCACGGCGCAGACCAUCACCAUCACCCCUCCGGAGAAGUACGACGAGGACGGGAUGGACUCGGCCGAUAGCGAACGGAGACCACAUUUCCCACAAUUCUCGUAUUCAGCCAGCGGGCGGGAGUGAUGUCAUCGAAUAACGCCGUUUAAGGAGCCCCGCGUAGCCGUGCUAGAAACAGCCCCCCUCUCCAUUUAAUUACCGAUAGUCAUAGCGAGUCAUUUUUGUUGCUUUCUGUUAGUUUUUUGUGGGACUUAAAAGGGGUUUUGCACAGUUGGGUGAGACUUGAGCUGGUCGACCCACAUUAAAAAGUCUUGUUCACUUUCAGCUUGUUGUUUACAGAUCAUGGACAGUGGGUUUUUUUUGGGGGGGGGUUAUGAUCAGUAUUGACCUGGAGCGUUUUUGUUUUGCACUCCUUUAAAAGAGCCGUUGUGGGGAACAAACCAAAAAUGUUGCCUUAUGUGUAUGGAUCUCAUCAGACAGACAGACAUGUAGUUAGACGCAGCAGUAGAUCUGUUCCUGUGAGGCUCACGAAUUUUAAUUUGUUCUUGCAUUUUUAGCACACACACACACACACACACACACAUCCUCUGUCUGAGGCGUUGAAGAGUUUCGUUCCUUGUUCGUGCUUUCGGUAAAUAAUGAAAACGGAGAAAGUAGGGGAAAUGGACUCUAGUGUUAAUAUUUGCGUUUCUCUUUUAGUUUUGUCCUCACGCUCUGAUAUGAAGGUUUCAGUUCAAAUACACAACCAUACAACAAACUGCCGUUACUGUAAAGGUCUCUCAGGCAAUUCAGAGCACAAGUGUGAAUCUCACGAAACCCGCCAAGAGCAUGUCUGCGUCGUGUUUCACUGCGAAUCCGUAAAGAAAAAAAACCCUCGUAUUUUGCUUGAGGAAAAUUUAGCAUAUUUUUAGUAUCAUUUAGAUGUUUUGCACCGCAACAUUUUCAUCACCAUAAUGCAACAAAAAUCUCAUCACUGCAAAUACAGAAAUAUCAUGUAAUAAUAAU
Molecule: messenger RNA, 2804 nt
Organism: Sinocyclocheilus rhinocerous
Lineage: Eukaryota; Metazoa; Chordata; Actinopteri; Cypriniformes; Cyprinidae
Product: RAC-gamma serine/threonine-protein kinase-like
Exons: 15
Coding region: 486-1925 (479 amino acids)
Biological process (GO): protein phosphorylation
Molecular function (GO): ATP binding; protein serine/threonine kinase activity
Source: RefSeq, a predicted model, not a curated record